ACCACGUAAAAUCAUCGCUUUCACUAGCUGCUGGUGCUCCAUAAAGAAGAGACGGGCGAGCUAGUCCCUGCCUCCGCCUCCGCUACCUCUGACCUCUCCAAUCCGUUACUGCUCAAGGCUCUGCGCUAGCCGCCCGCGCGUCCGGCUCCAGCCUCUGCCAUGGGAUCAGCCGGUGAGGCACUCCCGCCGCCGGCCAGUGAGACGCGACCAUGGGACAACUAUUCUCAGGCCAAGCUUUCCACAGUCGCUCUUGCGCCCAAAGGGAGGCGUGCGGCGUCAGACGCGCCGGCGGGAGGGGAAGGCGGCUGGAGCGGGCAGGACGAGAAGCCGGCGGCCGACGACGACUGGCUUCCGAUCAACGCGAGGAGGAACGCCAAGUGGUGGUACGCCGCCUUCCACAAUGUCACCGCCAUGGUGGGCGCCGGCGUGCUUACCCUUCCCUAUGCCAUGUCCGAGCUCGGCUGGGGCGUGGGCGUCACGGUGCUGGUCCUGUCGUGGGUCAUCACGGUGUACACGCUGUGGCAGAUGGUGGAGAUGCACGAGUGCGUGCCGGGGAAGCGGUUCGACCGGUACCACGAGCUGGGGCAGCACGCGUUCGGCGAGAAGCUGGGCCUCUGGAUCGUGGUGCCGCAGCAGCUGGUGGUGGAGGUGGGCCUCAACAUCGUGUACAUGAUCACCGGCGGCCAGUCCCUGCAGAAGUUCCACGACAUGGUGUGCCAUGGCCGGUGCCGGCGCAUCAAGCUCCCAUACUUCAUCAUGGUCUUCGCCUCCGUGCACUUCGUGCUCUCCCAGCUCCCCGACUUCCACUCCAUCUCCAGCGUCUCGCUCGCCGCCGCCGUCAUGUCGGUCGGCUACUCGGCGAUCGCGUGGACCGCGUCGGCGGCGCAGGGGAAGGCGGCGGAGGCGGAGGCCGACUACAGCCUGCGCGCCACGACCACGCCAGGGAAGGUGUUCGGCUUCCUGGGCGCGCUGGGCGAUGUGGCGUUCACGUACGCCGGGCACAACGUGGUGCUGGAGAUCCAGGCCACCAUCCCGUCCACGCCGGGGAAGCCGUCCAAGAAGCCCAUGUGGAAGGGCGUCAUCGUCGCCUACGUCGUCAUCGUCGCGUGCUACCUCCCCGUCGUGCUCGUCGGCUACUGGGCCUUCGGCAACGGCGUCGACGAGAACAUCCUCAUCACCCUGAACCGGCCGCGGUGGCUCAUCGCCGCCGCCAACAUGAUGGUCGUCGUCCACGUCGUCGGCAGCUACCAGGUGUACGCCAUGCCGGUGUUCGACAUGAUCGAGACGGUGCUGGUCAGGAAGUACUGGUUCACGCCGGGAUUCAGGCUCCGUCUCAUUGCCCGGACUGUCUACGUUGCACUCACAAUGUUCGUGGCCAUCACAUUCCCCUUCUUCAGCGAGCUGCUCAGUUUCUUCGGUGGAUUCGCCUACGCACCCACGAGCUACUUCCUUCCCUGCAUCAUGUGGCUCAUCAUCUACAAGCCCAGAAGGUUCAGUCUCUCAUGGUUCACCAACUGGAUAUGCAUUGUCAUUGGGGUGCUGCUGAUGGUGCUAUCACCGAUUGGCGGACUUCGGCAGAUGAUUCUGAAAAUCAAGACAUACAAAUUCUACCAAGACUACUCUGGCCUAAGCCAUAAUUAACACGCGCCCAUCAUCGGCUGAAACUGGUUUCUAAAUCUCAUCGAUGCCAUGGAAUUCCAAAAAAAAUAAAACAUUCUCAGAGAAAGAUACAUACAUGUACAGUCUCAUGACUAAUGAUGAUCAGUGGUCUUGUUAAUUUGUCUUGAACCAUGAAUUGGUUAUGGAUUACCAUAUGCAUAUAUGUAUCAGUAUUGUAGGGGAAAUGUUUGUGUGUGUUCACUUUGGACUUUGAUAGAGUAGCUUGUAGUGGGACAUUGAGAAAGAUGCAUGGGCCUUACAUGGUCUAUGUUAAAUCCCAUCCCCCCCUGAUAUCAUUGUAUAUUCUUUUCUUCUUCAAAUGAUUCUUCGUAAUA
Molecule: messenger RNA, 1994 nt
Organism: Zea mays
Lineage: Eukaryota; Viridiplantae; Streptophyta; Magnoliopsida; Poales; Poaceae
Exons: 6
Coding region: 160-1641 (493 amino acids)
Source: RefSeq, a predicted model, not a curated record